AUGGCGACAAAACUAAAAGCUGCAAUCCUGAUUGUCUCAGACACUGCCUCGAAAGACCCUGCUUCUGACAAGGUUGUCGAUGCACUUGCGCCUAUCUUGGCUGCAGAGGGGAAGUGGGAACCCCCCGCAUACAGGAUCGUCCCGGACAGCGUGCUGGAGAUCCAGCAAUCGGUAUACGACUGGGCCGACAGCUCUAGUUGGUACAACCUCAUCCUACUAAGUGGAGGGACAGGAUUUGCCGUCAAGGACAACACCCCUGAAGUUUGUGAUUCUGAUCUGCUUGACCGUUACCUUUUGCUCAUGAAAUCACCAGGCCGUGUCCCCCCUAAUCCAACGCCAUGCGCCAGGACUAGUACUUUAAGACACGGCAUGAUUGCUGCCUCCUUAAAAGUAACACCUUUUGCUAUGAUGGCAAGACCAGUUGCUGGUGUUCGUAAUAAGACUUUGAUUAUUACCUUACCUGGUUCACCCAAAGGGGCUAUGGAGAACCUCGAGGCUGUUAUCAAGCUUCUUCCACACGCCUGUCUACAGUCUGCUGGGGCCAAUUCAAGGGACCUCCAUGCUGGAGGCGUAAAGAAGCUGGAAUCAGAGGCCGGUGUUGGUGUGCAUCAGCAUCACCACCAUAGUCACCACCAUCAUGGCCAUGGCCAUGGACAUGGGCACAAGGUCCCCAAAGCGCACACGUCGCCCUCUGAGAGACCACAGUCUAACGACCCUAGCGCAGGCCCUAACCGGCGCUAUCGCUCCUCACCCUACCCGAUGCUAUCUGUGGAUGAAGCUCUUCGGCGGAUAAUUGAGCAAACUCCCGAGCCAGACGUCGUUGAGGUCCCAACUACCACAUCCUUGAUUGGCUCAGUGAUCGCCGAAGACGUCUACGCCGCAGAGGCUGUACCAGCAUACAGAGCUAGUAUCGUCGAUGGCUAUGCUAUCAUUGCACCAGAUUCUAGCGCUUCCGGCCAGUUCACGAAAGGGAUCUUCCCCGUAGCAUCAAUAGCCCAUGCCAAUAUCGGCGGGAAUCUAGAGCCGUUGCAACCAGGGACCAUCGCUAGAAUUACCACUGGCGCCCCUCUCCCCCCAAAUGCAAAUGCCGUAGUCAUGGUCGAGGAUACGACGUUGGAUUCGUGCACACCUGAUGGGAAGGAGGAAGCGACAGUCGAAAUCCUCGCUGAGGAUAUUGAGCCCGGUGAGAAUGUGCGCGAGCCUGGCAGCGAUGUCGCGUUGGGCUCCCAAAUUGUCGCCCGCGGCGACCUGAUCUCUCCCGUUGGCGGAGAGAUUGGCUUACUGGCAUCAACCGGCACCAAGACUGUCAAGGUCUACCGAAAACCACGCGUAGGCGUUUUGAGCACUGGCGACGAGCUCGUGGAGCACAAUGACCCACGUCCUCUCACGGGCGGCCAAAUCCGCGACUCCAACCGCCCAUCUCUUCUCUCAUGCCUGAAGUCAUGGGGUUUCGAAACUGUUGACCUUGGCAUUGCUCGCGACACACCUGCCAGUGAGCUCGAGAACGCCCUCCGUGACUCCCUUCGCGGUGUAGGCCGAGCCUCCACCGGUGUCGACGUGAUAAUCACAACCGGCGGUGUCUCAAUGGGCGAGCUUGACCUCCUCAAGCCGACAAUCGAGCGCUCCCUCGGCGGCACCAUCCACUUCGGCCGCGUUGCCAUGAAACCGGGCAAGCCCACCACCUUCGCAACCGUCCCUUUCAAACCAACCGGCGACGCCACAUCCUCUCAGCAGGAGCGCCAAUCAAAACUCAUCUUCUCGCUCCCUGGAAAUCCGGCCUCUGCCCUUGUCACUCUCAACCUAUUUGUCCUCCCUUCGCUACACAAGCUCGCCGGCCUGGGACACAGCUCUCAGGCCCUCGGCUCUAAGCCCUGGCUCGCGCCCCAGCUUGGUCUCCCGCGUGUCGCUGUCGUUCUGACACAUGACUUCCCGCUUGAUCCCAAGCGCACAGAGUACCACCGUGCUGUGGUUACGGCAUCGCGCUCGGAUGGUCGGCUGUACGCGACGAGCACGGGGGUCGAGGGUGCUGGACAGCGGUCUUCGAAAGUAGGUAGUCUGGCCAAAGCAAAUGCAUUGGUGGUUUUACAGGCUGGACGGGGCGUUGAGACCAAGGGUGAGACCGUGGAGGCUUUGUUGAUGGGGGCCGUUCAUGGCUCGGAUACCCAGGUCGUUUGCUAG
This is a messenger RNA of Penicillium digitatum Pd1, 2178 nucleotides long. NCBI's taxonomy places the organism in Eukaryota, Fungi, Ascomycota, Eurotiomycetes, Eurotiales, Aspergillaceae. The record is from RefSeq and is a predicted model, not a curated record.